Stylonychia lemnae is the source of this 420-nucleotide messenger RNA. Lineage: Eukaryota; Ciliophora; Spirotrichea; Sporadotrichida; Oxytrichidae. The record is from the annotation of a GenBank genome assembly.
AUGUCAUAUAUCGAUAGCAAAUUUGUUGACUACACAGACUGUGAUCUAGACUCCUCUAUAUUUUACAGAUCAAUGGAUGAGGAGGAAAACGGUAACAAGAACUAAUUUAUCUUAACCAGAUGGAUUAUCGCAGCUUAUAUUGGAGUACUAGGCUUGAUUGCAUCUUUGUUAAGUAUUUGCCAAUUUAACCAAUUCGUCAAGAUAUCCUCAGUUAAAAAGCUCAUUAGGAGAUCGGCAAGAAGACUUAGAAGAUCUGCUAGGAGAUUACUGAAGGGUAAGAAGGAAUCAAAGAGAAAUAAAUAUGAGAGCAACACUAAAUUCAUUACAGACAAGAUGAUGGGAUACAGCAGCAGCAGUGGUAGCGACAUCAGCUACGAGAGCUCCACAGAGUCUGGUGUCUACAAAAAAUUGGCAGCAUGA